CGUCAAACUACCCCAGCCGCCACCGUUAAAUCUAACUACUGAUUGUAAACCCUACCAGCUCAAUUCCUAGGAACCUAUCUAUGACAAUGCGCCCCCAUCUCUCUUCUGCAAGCUAGGUUGAUCUCCGCCAGACAGCUCUCAUCCUCCGCAUACCCCCUCCGUCGCCUCAUCCAUCCCGGUCUCAAUGACGAUAACUUGUACCCGCAUACUUGUCGCCCCGCGAACGGCGGCUGAUAUUUUUCAGAAAAAUGACCCAAAGCCGCCACCUAAGCUUUAUCCGGUCCAAGAGCCGCCGUUCAAGGGCUACAUGCCCCCUCAGCCAGAGGGCUAUGAACAGAGUCGACAGGCAACGAGCUCCAGUGCCAUCGUGAUUGACAAUGGCUCCUACCUGGUUAAGGCAGGAUGGUCCUUUGACAAAUCCCCUCGAUUCAUCAUCCCGCCGGUCAUGGCCAAGUAUCGCGAUCGCAAGUUCAACCGGACGUGCCAUUUUGUGGGAUACGAUGCCUACGUCGACGCGACCACGCGCGGCCAGGUGCGGAAUGCUUUCGACCCGGGAUCAAGUGUCAUUGGCAACUGGGAUGUCAUGGAAGGCGUGCUGGAUUAUAUAUUCCUGAAGCUGGGGGUAGACGGGGCGAAUGGCGGUGUUGAUAGGCCAAUUGUUCUAACAGAACCUAUUGCUAAUCUGGGCUACACGAGGAGAAUGAUGAAUGAGAUUCUGUUCGAAUGUUAUUCUGCCCCCGCAGUUGCCUACGGUAUUGACUCUCUCUUCUCAUACCGAUACAACCGCGGGACGGACGGGCUCGUGAUUUCCUCAUCCCACGCUUCCACGCAUGUCAUCCCCGUUCUCAAUUCUAAGGCGCUCUUGUCGAAUUCCUCACGGUUGAACUGGGGUGGCCAACAAGCGGCCGACUUCAUGAUGAAACUAUUGAAAUUGAAAUAUCCUACAUUCCCGGACCGCAUGACGGAGCACCAAAUAACGCAAUUGGUCCAUGAACAUUGUUAUGUUUCGACUGACUACGAUCGGGAGCUAUCGAGUUAUCUUGAUUGGACAGGAUUGGAGGACAGGAACCGUGUCAUCCAAUACCCUUUUACGGAACACGUUGUCGUCGAGAAGACGGAAGAAGAGCUAGCCAGAAUCGCAGAGAGGAAAAAAGAAAGCGGUAGACGACUGCAAGAACAAGCUGCGAAGAUACGAUUGGAGAAGCUGAUGAAAAAGGAACAGGAGCUGGAAUAUUACAAAGACCUACAGCAAGGACUCGCGUCUGAAACCAAGAAGGAAGUAAAGCGUAUCCUAGAGGCGGAAGAUAUGAAGGAUGAAGCGCAUUUGGAACGCACGAUACGUGAUCUCGAGAGAUCCAUUAAAAAAUCUCGCAGCAAGGACCUGGGAAAUGAGGAGACUGAAGAACAAGAGGAAGCUACCUUCCCGCUGUUAGAUGUUCCUGACGAAGAGUUGGACGAGGCCGGCUUAAAAGAGAAGCGUCACCAGCGACUCAUGAAAUCGAACAUCGAAGCAAGACAACGUGCCAAGGCAGAAAAGGAAAUGGAAAAGGCGCGUCUGGCCGAGGAAGAGCGGUUGGAUAAUGAGAAGCGGGAAAACAAUUUUGACCAGUGGAUCGAAGAGCGGAGGCAGGCUCGCGAGGCUCUCCUCCAAAAACUGAAAGAAAAAGAACGCCUGAAGGCCGAUCUAGGCAACCGCAAAUCACUCGCGAGCCAAAUGCGCAUGAAAACCCUCGCAAACCUCGCCUCCGACACUCCCACCAAGAAGCGCCGGCGUGGCACCGACGACGACACCUUUGGCGCCAAUGACGACGACUGGCGCGUCUACCGCACCGUCGCCACAGGACCAGACGCAGCAGGUGCCACCUCCGACGAUGACGGCAACGACGAAAUCGACAUCCCCACCCAACUCCGCGCGAUCGAACAGCAGCUCCUGGAGCAUGACCCACUCUUCACGGAAAACCACACUCUGGACGCGCAGUCGGACUGGACCAAGAGCCUGAUCCACAUGUUCCUGCGGGGUCCCUGGCCGUUUGACCCGGAGAGCACGCGCGAGGCGCACCAGCUCCAUCUCAACGUGGAGCGCAUCCGGGUUCCCGAAACCGUAUUUCAGCCGUCGGCGAUUGCGGGACUGGAUCAGGCGGGUCUUGUGGAGAUUGCGGCGGAUAUUGUUAACCAGCAGCGAUUUUCGUCGGGUCAGGAGCGGGCGCGGUUGCUGAGGGAUGUAUUUAUUACGGGCGGCAAUUCGCUGUUCAAGGGGUUUGACGAGAGGUUUGCGACAGAGUUCCGGUCGCUGCUGCCGGUGGAGAUGGGGCCGGUCCUGAAAGUCAGGAGAGCGGGGAAUGCGGUGUUGGAUGCGUGGAAGGGUGCGGCGGAGUGGGCUAGUGGCAGUGAGUUUCAGAGUGCGUCGGUUAGUCGGCAGGAAUGGUUGGAGAAGGGAGGGGAGUAUAUUAAGGAGCACAAUUUGGGGAAUGCUUGGAAUGCAUGGACUUAGUCGUUUAUUUUGCGUAUUGGAUGGUAUUUGGAGUAUGGGGAUGGGAUGCAAUCAAUGGAAUGGAAUGUAGCUUUAAACACAACGGUGGUAACUAUAUGAAUGAAAUGUAAUGAUACUUCUACGUUGUCAUUUCUGAGUCCGUUUCCCUCCCAAGCAGCCGUACUCUCUCAAACAGUCAAACCAGAGAACAUGGAAUGGGGGUGACGGCCACGGAAGGACAGAAGAGAAAUCAAAAGUAAUAAAAACAAGUACUUGUUUCC
Messenger RNA from Histoplasma capsulatum G186AR, 2751 nucleotides. RefSeq lists its product as uncharacterized. The record is from RefSeq and is a predicted model, not a curated record. Lineage: Eukaryota; Fungi; Ascomycota; Eurotiomycetes; Onygenales; Ajellomycetaceae. Gene Ontology annotation, cellular component: cytoplasm; Ino80 complex. Bases 185 to 2491 code for a protein of 768 amino acids. Gene Ontology annotation, biological process: regulation of DNA-templated transcription. The transcript has 5 exons.